CUUCCCGGCGGGCUACGCGGCGCCGGCGGUUGUCGGCGGGCCAGUCCGGCGGGCAGCGGCGGCUGUUCCGGCUGCUCGGUACGGCGGACGUGGGACGGGCGGCCCAGAGAACGGCGGGCGGGAUGUGGAGCCGCCGCGUCCUUAGAGUGUGACCAUCGCCGGCCGCGCCCCCAGCCCAGGUCACGGUCCGAGCGUUCCAGGCGCUCCGGGCCCUACGCCGCUGCCCGCCCCGCCCCUCCCCCGGCAGCCGCCGGCGCCCAUGCGGGCCGAGCCCCGCGCGCCCGCCGCACCAUGCUCAAGUGCAUCCCGUUGUGGCGCUGCAACCGGCACGUGGAGUCGGUGGACAAGCGGCACUGCUCGCUGCAGGCCGUGCCCGAGGAGAUCUACCGCUACAGCCGCAGCCUGGAAGAGCUGCUGCUCGACGCCAACCAGCUGCGUGAGCUGCCCAAGCCAUUCUUCCGGCUCCUGAACUUGCGCAAACUGGGCCUGAGUGACAAUGAGAUCCAGCGGCUGCCCCCUGAGGUGGCCAACUUCAUGCAGCUGGUAGAGCUGGAUGUAUCCCGGAAUGACAUCCCUGAGAUCCCGGAGAGCAUCAAGUUCUGCAAGGCUCUGGAGAUCGCUGACUUUAGUGGGAAUCCCCUGUCCAGGCUCCCUGAAGGCUUUACCCAGCUGCGCAGCUUGGCUCACCUGGCUUUAAACGAUGUGUCCUUGCAGGCACUACCUGGGGACGUGGGCAACCUCGCCAAUCUGGUAACUCUGGAACUGCGGGAGAACUUGCUUAAGUCUUUGCCUGCGUCCCUGUCUUUUCUAGUCAAGCUGGAACAGCUGGAUCUCGGAGGCAAUGAUCUAGAAGUGCUGCCUGACACACUGGGGGCCCUGCCUAACCUUCGGGAACUUUGGCUUGACCGGAACCAGCUGUCGGCGUUGCCUCCGGAGCUGGGGAACCUGCGGCGCUUGGUGUGCCUGGAUGUGUCCGAGAACCGGCUGGAGGAGCUGCCCGCAGAGCUUGGUGGGCUGGUGCUGCUCACUGACCUACUGCUUUCCCAGAACCUGUUGCAGCGCCUGCCUGAUGGCAUUGGUCAGCUGAAGCAACUGUCCAUCUUGAAGGUGGAUCAGAACCGUUUGUGUGAGGUGACUGAGGCCAUUGGGGGCUGCGAGAACCUCUCAGAGCUGGUCCUCACAGAGAACCUGCUGACGGCCCUGCCCCAUUCUCUGGGGAAGCUGACCAAGUUGACCAACCUUAAUGCGGACCGGAACCGCCUAGAGGUGCUGCCACCAGAGAUCGGAGGCUGUGUGGCACUCAGUGUCCUCUCACUCAGGGACAACCGCUUGGCCAUCCUGCCUCCUGAGCUGGCCCACACGGCAGAGCUGCAUGUGCUGGAUGUAGCAGGAAAUCGGCUACGGAGUCUGCCGUUCGCACUCACACACCUCAACCUCAAGGCCCUGUGGCUGGCGGAAAACCAGGCGCAGCCCAUGCUGCGCUUCCAGACAGAGGACGAUGCCCAGACGGGUGAGAAGGUGCUCACCUGCUACUUGCUGCCCCAACAGCCUCCACCCAGCCUCGAGGAUCCUGCCCCAAGGAGCAGCCCCUCAGAGAGCUGGAGUGAUGCCCCGAUCAGCCGUGUCAGUGUCAUCCAGUUCAUGGAGGCAGCCAAUGCCGACGAGGAUCCUGAGGAGGCUGCAGCUGAGAAGCGGGGCCUGCAGCGCCGGGCCACACCUCACCCCAGUGAGCUGAAGGUGAUGAAGAGGGGUGUUGAAGAGCGCCGGGGAGAAGCGUACUCCUGCAGGCCAGACCCCAGGCCACCCUCACCCUCAGAAGAGGAAAGGAGGCUGAGUGCCAAGUCUGAACUAAGCGAGGACUCACCCCCAUCCACCAGCACCAUCUCCCAGGAGGAGCCUGAGGACCCCGUGGCCAAAGCAGAGAUGCCAAGCCAGCGGGAAUCCCUGUCUGAUGGUCAAGAGGAGACUGCAGAGGACACCUAUGAGGAGCCCACAGUGCACUUUGCAGAGGACACAUUGCUGCCCAGAGAGGAUGGGGAGAGUGAGGAGGGGCAGCUCGAGGCCCCCUGGCCCCUGCCAGGUGGGAGGCAACGGCUCAUUCGAAAGGACACACCCCACUACAAGAAGCACUUCAAGAUCUCCAAGCUGCCCCAGCCCGAGGCCGUGGUGGCCCUGCUACAGGGGGCACAGGCAGACAGUGAGGGUCUGGUGGGACCUGGGAGCUGGCACAAUGGCCCCCACACACCCUGGGCUCCUCGGGCUGAGGAGGAAGAGGAGGAAGAAGAAGAGGACGAAGAAGAGGAGGUCGUGGCUGAGGAAAAGGAAGCUGUGAACUCUGCACCUUCCGUCAAGGGGGUGUCGUUUGACCAGGCCAAUAACCUGCUGAUAGAGCCUGCUCGCAUUGAGGAAGAAGAGCUUACACUCACUAUCGUGCGGCAGACAGGGGGCCUGGGCAUCAGCAUUGCAGGUGGCAAGGGCUCCACACCGUACAAGGGAGAUGAUGAGGGCAUAUUCAUCUCUCGGGUGUCUGAAGAGGGCCCUGCCGCCCGGGCCGGGGUGCGAGUGGGCGACAAGCUCCUUGAGGUAAAUGGGGUGGGCCUGCAGGAGGCCGAGCAUCACCAGGCCGUGGAGGCACUCCGGGGGGCUGGUGCCACUGUGCAGAUGAGGCUGUGGCGGGAGCGCAUGGUUGAGCCAGAGAAUGCGGUCACUGUCACCCCCCUGCGGCCCGAGGACGACUACAGCCCCCGGGAUCGGGAGCGGCGGGGUGGCAGCCUGCGCUUGCCCCUGUUCCAGCGUGAGACCCCAAGCCCAGGGCCCCUCCGCCAGCGCCAUGUGGCCUGUCUGGUCCGCAGCGACAAGGGGCUAGGUUUCAGCAUCGCCGGAGGGAAAGGCUCCACUCCAUAUCGUGCUGGCGAUGGGGGCAUCUUCAUCUCCCGAAUCGCAGAGGGGGGUGCUGCCCACCGGGCUGGCACUCUACAAGUUGGAGACCGUGUUCUCUCGAUCAAUGGAGUGGACAUGACUGAGGCCAGGCAUGACCAUGCUGUCUCCCUGCUGACUGCUGCUUCCCCCACCAUCGCCCUGCUGCUGGAGCGGGAGAGUGGGGAUCCUGUGCCUCCCAGCCCCCCACCACAAUCUCCCUUGCCUCCCACUACUGCCACCAGCACUGUGGUCACUGCCACCCACACAGAGCCUGGGCCACUUCGACUGGCCCCCAGCCUGCUAGCUGCUGCCCUGGAGGGCCCAUACCCCGUGGAGGAGAUCUGUCUGCCAAGAGGUGGGGGCCCCUUGGGGCUCAGCAUCGUUGGGGGCUCUGACCACUCUAGCCACCCGUUUGGCGUCCAAGAUCCUGGCGUGUUCAUCUCUAAGGUGCUCUCUCGGGGCCUGGCUGCACGCAGUGGCCUGCGGGUUGGGGACCGCAUCCUGGCAGUGAAUGGGCAGGAUGUGCGGGAGGCCACACACCAGGAAGCAGUCAGCGCCCUGCUGAGGCCUUGCCUGGAGCUGGUCCUGCUAGUGCGCAGGGACCCCCCACCCCCAGGCAUGCAGGAGCUGUGCAUCCAGAAAGCCCCUGGUGAGAAGCUGGGCAUCAGCAUCCGUGGGGGUGCUAAGGGACAUGCAGGGAACCCCUUGGACCCCACAGAUGAGGGCAUCUUCAUCUCCAAGGUGAGCCCCACGGGAGCUGCUGGGCGUGAUGGCCGCCUACGUGUGGGGCUACGGCUGCUAGAGGUGAACCAGCAGAGCCUGCUGGGCCUGACACAUGGGGAGGCUGUGCAGCUGUUGCGCAGCGUGGGCGACACCCUCACUGUGCUCGUCUGUGACGGCUUCGAUGCCAGCACGCCCACUGUCCCUGAGGUGUCCCCAGGCGUCAUUGUCAACCCCUUCGCAGCAGGCAUCGGCCGUAGGAACAGCCUAGAAAGCAUCUCCUCCAUCGACAGGGAGCUGAGCCCUGAGGCCCUGGGCAAGGAAAAGGAGCUACCUGGACAGACCCCACCUAGAGUGCCAGAGGAAGCAGUAAAUGUCACGCUAUCAGCACUGUCAGGGGCUGUGGGAGGGAAGAUGGCUGAAGCCCCCAGCUCACUGUUUCAGCAGCAGACAAAACCUGGGGUGAUCCAGCCAGUGGCUCAGGCCUGGCACAGGGGCUCCCCAGCCCCCAGGGACAGAGGUGAUCCCCACUCUCCCCCCUCCCCACCCUCCCCGGAUGGACUGCCCACCAAUGUGAAACAGGCCUACCGAACCUUUGCUGCUGUGCCUGGCCCACAUCACCCACAGGACAGCCCCACCCAGCACCCUGCACUUGGGCCCACGGCCUCCCCAGAACAGCUGUCCUUCCGAGAGAGACAGAAGUACUUUGAGCUAGAGGUGCGAUUGCCCCAGGCUGAGGGGCCCCCCAAGCGUGUGUCGCUAGUGGGUGCUGACGACCUGCGGAAGAUGCAAGAGGAGGAAGCCCGGAAGCUACAGCAGAAGCGGGCACAGAUGCUGCAGGAGAGUAUUGAGGCUGGGCCCCCACUGGACGGCAGUGGCCCUGAUGAGCCUGAGCCUGAGGAGCCGCCUCCCUGGGCCGACCCUGCCACAGGGCUCAGCCCCGUGUCCCCACUGCUGGCGGGAGGCAGCGCCCCAGUGCGCACAGCCAAAGCUGAGCGCCGCCAUCAGGAGCGGCUGCGCAUGCAGAGCCCAGAGCUAUCAGUGCCCGAACAAGCCCUCUCCCCUGCUGAGCGGCGCGCCCUAGAGGCUGAGAAACGGGCCCUCUGGAGGGCAGCCAGGAUGAAGUCCUUGGAGCAGGAUGCACUCCGAGCACAGAUGGUCCUCAGCAAGUCCCAGGACGGUCGGAGCAAGCGAGGCCCCCUGGAGCGGCUGGCUGAGGCCCCCUCCCCUGCGCCCACACCAUCGCCCACUCCCUUGGAAGACCUCAGUCCCCAGACCAGCACCUCCCCAGGACGCCUGGCCUUGUCUGGGAGGAAGUUUGACUACAGGGUGUUUGCAGCCCUCCCUUCUUCCCGGCCUGUCUAUGACAUCCAGUCCCCAGACUUUGCGGAAGAACUGAGGUCAUUGGAACCAUCUCCCAGCCCUGGCCCACAGGAGGAGGAUGGAGAGGUGGCCAUGGUGCUUCUGGGCAGGCCCUCACCAGGCGAGGAGGUGACACUGUGCAGCAGCCGCCGUGCCAUGCGGUCAGGGCGCCGCGGCCUGGGCCCUGUGCCCUCCUAGAAGAGGGUGCACCUCCCCCGGCUUGGGGCAGGGGUCCUGCCAGCUCCAAUGACACCUUGCCCCAAGUCUUUUAACCCAGGUGUCAGCAUUUUAGAGAUUCCCCCCUCAGGAGUUCUGGCCACUGACUAACUGCCCCUCCCCUGCCCCCAAGCCCAGACCUCUUGGCAAGACUGUAACUAGUGAUGUUUGUACAACCAAAGACUCUAUUUUGUGGUUUAAGGAGAAUAAAAUUGACUAUGUUCUA
This is a messenger RNA of Erinaceus europaeus (western European hedgehog), 5443 nucleotides long. RefSeq names its product scribble planar cell polarity protein (gene SCRIB). The record is from RefSeq and is a predicted model, not a curated record. The transcript has 37 exons. The coding region runs from base 292 to 5199 and encodes 1635 amino acids. Gene Ontology annotation, cellular component: postsynaptic density; adherens junction; postsynaptic membrane. Gene Ontology annotation, biological process: neurotransmitter receptor transport, endosome to postsynaptic membrane; neurotransmitter receptor transport postsynaptic membrane to endosome. Gene Ontology annotation, molecular function: protein binding. Lineage: Eukaryota; Metazoa; Chordata; Mammalia; Eulipotyphla; Erinaceidae.